CCGCUUCCGAUAGAGUAGAGGAAGUCCCCGUCAGAGGUGGCUGGAAAGAUGUCGCCCACCAUGGCAGCCGCAACGCCGGGACUUGGAUCUGCGGCUGAGUUGCUUUUGCGGCGGCUAGAACAAGCAGGAGCCGAUGCUGAGGCCGGGAUCUGUAGCCUAGAGGCGGCCCAGGCGCUGGACUUGGACCACCAAGUCUUGGUUGGAGCAGUGAAGAGCCUGCAGUCGCUGGGAGAGGUGAUUGAAGCUGAACAGCGCACAUUCAAGAAGUGGGAACUGACGCCUGAGGGCAAAGAAAUUGUCCAGGAAGGGAGCCAUGAAGUCCGGGUGUUUAACAGCAUCCCCUUUGAGGGUCUGCUGCAGAGUGAGCUAAUGAAGCUGCCAAGUGGAAAGGUGGGAUUCAGCAAAGCAAUGUCCAAUAAGUGGAUCCGGCUAGACAAGAGUUCAGAGGAUGGACCCCGAAUAUUUCGGGCAGUGGAGAGUGUGCAGGACUCAGUGAGGGAGAAGUUGCUCCAGGUACAGCAGGGAGAGGAAGAUAGCCUAGAGGAGAAGGACAAGAAUGAACUGAAGAAGCGGAAACUCCUGGCAGAAGUGACCAUUAAGACAUACUGGAUCAGAAAAGGGAGUGCUUUUAGUACCACUGUUGCCAAGCAGGAAACGGACCUCACGCCAGAGAUGAUUGCCAGUGGUUCUUGGAAAGACUUGAAGUUCAAGGCCUACAACUUUGAGGCACUGGGCAUCAUGCCUGAAUGUGGUCAUCUCCAUCCCUUGCUGAAGGUCCGCAGCCAGUUCCGACAGAUCUUCCUUGAAAUGGGUUUUACAGAAAUGCCUACAAAUAACUUCAUUGAAAGCUCAUUCUGGAACUUUGAUGCCCUCUUCCAGCCACAGCAGCAUCCAGCUCGGGACCAGCAUGACACCUUCUUCCUAAAGGAUCCUGCCGAAGCCAUUGACUUUCCCAUGGAUUAUCUGAAGAGAGUAAAGCGGGUCCAUUCACAAGGUGGUUACGGUUCACAGGGGUACAAAUAUGAGUGGAAGCUGGAGGAGGCUCGGAAGAACCUCCUUCGGACGCACACCACCUCUGCCAGUGCCCGCAUGCUCUACAAGCUGGCGCAGCAGGAGAAGUUCACCUCUACCAAAUAUUUCUCCAUUGACCGUGUCUUCCGAAACGAGACACUGGAUGCCACCCACCUGGCAGAGUUCCACCAGAUUGAAGGGGUGGUGGCUGAUUAUGGCUUGACUUUAGGGGACCUGAUGGGUGUCCUGAAAGAAUUUUUCAACAAGUUGGGAAUCACCCAGCUACGCUUCAAGCCUGCUUACAAUCCUUACACUGAGCCCAGCAUGGAAGUGUUCAGUUACCAUCAAGGGCUGAAAAAAUGGGUGGAGGUGGGCAACUCGGGAGUCUUCCGCCCAGAGCUGCUGCUGCCAAUGGGCCUGCCGGAGGGGGUUUCUGUCAUUGCCUGGGGCUUGUCCCUGGAACGGCCCACCAUGAUCAAGUAUGGCAUCAAUAAUAUCAGAGAGCUGGUUGGGCACAAAGUCAACCUACAGAUGGUAUACGAUAGUCCACUCUGCCGCCUGGAUGUCUAGCCCUUGGCUAGUUGGCUGGCUGCCUCCCUCUUCUCGGAUCUCUCUAUUUAUUAGCACUGCCCCUUGCUGGAACACUGGGACAUUUCCAUCCCUCUCCUCCACAGUUCUGCUUCCUUCUGGAGAAAGUGGUUACAAAGCCAUCCUGAUCUUUGUGGACCCUUUAGGAGGGGUUAAGGGUGACUGUGGGUUGUGUUGGGAACUGACCUGUAAAACACAUUCAAUAAAAGUGACUUAACCAGGA
This is a messenger RNA of Hemicordylus capensis (graceful crag lizard), 1822 nucleotides long. It is a transcript of the gene FARSA, whose product is annotated as phenylalanyl-tRNA synthetase subunit alpha. Lineage: Eukaryota; Metazoa; Chordata; Lepidosauria; Squamata; Cordylidae. Bases 49 to 1581 code for a protein of 510 amino acids. The record is from RefSeq and is a predicted model, not a curated record. Gene Ontology annotation, biological process: phenylalanyl-tRNA aminoacylation. Gene Ontology annotation, cellular component: cytoplasm; phenylalanine-tRNA ligase complex; cytosol. Gene Ontology annotation, molecular function: phenylalanine-tRNA ligase activity; ATP binding; tRNA binding. The transcript has 13 exons.